AUGGGUAUAAAGAUAUUUACUAUAAACUGGACUUAUUGGACGGGCAGUUCGGUUGGUAAGUGGAUGUUACUAUUAUAAUAUUGACUUUUUAAACGUUUCUGAAAAUUACUUUGAAGCAAAUACUUUAGAAAUAAUAUUUUUUUUAAUUCUAGCGUUGCCAAAAGCAUGUAAUUUUAAUAAAGUUUGAAUAAUAAGCUUAAAGUUGAAUAAUUAUGCAUUUUUAAUAUUACAAUACCUAUACCAUAAUCAAAAAUGAAAUUUACUAAUUUCAGCGUUGGGUCACGUCACACACACAAAGAAAAAAGGGUGGAGAAUAUUCUGGAUCUUGACUGCUUUAGCGUUUGCUGUCAUUUUUAUAAUUCAAUCAGUUCAAAUCAUAGAAGAGUAUCUACAGUUUGGCAAAAGCACCUCGAUUACGGUGAGAAAUUUUUUUCAAUUUUUUUAAUAAAAAAUAUAGAAGUGUUGUUUUAGACCUACCCAAAAUAACCUAAAACCACUGAAAAUUUAAACUAAAAAUUUUUAACUUGUAAGGCCCAAACCUACUUUUCAAGCCCUGAACACAACUCACCCCUUGUUUUAGAUCUAUUCAAGCAACACUGACAGCUUUCCGGCAGUAACAAUAUGCAACUUGAAUCCGUAUAAAAGUAGUACUAUAUCACAGGCUCCAGCUAUGGAUGAUCUGGUAAGUCAACUAACACUUUAUCAUUGAUAUAACUGAAGCUGAGUGCUACGUAUAUUAAAACUGCUGUAUAACGCACCUUCGUGUAAAAAACUCCUCUAUAACAAAACUCGCAUAUACCAAACAACUCGUAUUUUACCUUACAGCACCUUUUCAGGAAAAUGCAUAUACAACCACAGUAAAUCAAAAAAUAGCAGCAGAAAGUGCAAACUCCUCAACAUCAACAACAAAAUCAGUACAAAAACGUGAAGCCUUUCCUGACGAUGACCUUGUAGACGAACCCCUACUUUACAGAUUUAAACGAGACACUUGUGACAAUCAGACAGAGACGAGUACUGCCAAUUCAUCCAUAACAUAUACAGUCAGUAGUUGUGUGAACGACACCAGCAGCACAAACUACUAUAUAGCCUUCAUGACGUGUCCAAAUGGCCAGGUCUACAAUGUAACUGCCAGUAAUGAGUUCACAAGUAGUUACCAGAGUCAAUUCGAUACUAUUUAUAACUCAUGUGCUGAACAGUACAUGUGUGGUCCUAUUUGUAAUUCUACUUCAAACUUGUUGGGAGUUAUCACCAGUCUAGGCCAUUGUGCUGUAGGUACGGGCAAUUACCCAGUAGCUAGUGGUGAUCCAGACCCUGUGGUAGCAUUUGGGUAUACAAUAGCUGCCAUAUGUGGGUUUAGUAAUGGUGGAGCAGCUUGUACUUCCGGGUUUGAAGCUGAGAGUGAAGGUACUGGCUAUGUUACAUAUAGGACUUGUGAUAAGGGAAAUGGAAUGAGUGUCUACACGAUUCAGUUGGACAGUAAGAAUCUUUUUGAAGUUUUGUUACCUAUUUAUUAAAUUUUUUACAGUAUUAAAUAUAACCCAUAAAAGCCUAGCUCUUAGCCCUACAUUAAUAUUUUCAGCCUGUGACAACACUGGUGAUGAAACAAUCCAAUACAAGUACAAUAUCUACCCCACUGACUGUCCCAGUGCUGCCACAAACCUUACCAGUUCUUUCGAAAACGCUUACACUGAGUGGGUUUGUGCUGACAAAUGCACUGACGACUGUCCUUACACUCUCGACAGUAGUGAGUGUGGUAACUCGGAGUACUAUGAUGAGUUAUGUACCUUGGUAUCUUGUGAAAACUUUACUACUACUCAGCCAACUACUUUCGUAUCUACUACAGAGUUGACAACAAUCAUAACUACUGAAGAACCUACUACCGUAGUUACCACUGAAGAUACGACAGUAGAAACGACCACUAAAGAAGAUACUACAACAAAAGAAGAUACCACAACAGAGUUAACUACUACAGUAACUCCAAGUACUACCGAAGAAACUACGACUACGGUAACUACAACUACUGAAGAAACAACCACUACUACUACUGUUACUACGACAACCGAAGAGACUACCACUACUAAAGCUACUACAACUACUGUAACUACAACUACAGAGCCUACCACAACUGCAACCACUACUACAACAACCACUAGUACGACUACAAGUACUACAACAACACCUAGUACAAAAAAAAUUAGUACUACUACAGCAUCAACAAGUACAAUAACAUCAACGACUACGACUAAGCUGACUACUACCCCUAGUACUAUUAAAACUAGUACCAGUAUUUCAACAAAAACCACCAAAACAACAAAAUUAACUACUACUCCAACUAUUAAAACAUCUACUACAACUGUAACAACUAAAACAACUCCAAAUACAACGAAAAAAACAACUACACACUUAUCUUCAACCAGUCUUACAACAACUAAAACCACCACAUUAACAACUAAAACUACAUCAAAAGCAACUAGUACCACUACUAAACCUAUUACAAAGUCGACAACUAAAACGUCAACUAAAACAACAACAACUACAACUAAGAAGCCAAGUACUACAACUAAAACUAGUACUAAAGCUACUACAACAAGUACAGUUAGACCUACAACAACCAAGACAAGUAGUAGUACUACUUCUACCACUACUCAUACUACUAAAACAACUACCAAGGCUAGUACUAAGUCAAGUACAACAAAAAGACCGUCUACUGAUACUACUAGUACUAGUACUACGAAAACUACAACCACUACGAAGGUAACUACUACAAAGCCUACUACAACAUUGAGUACAACUAAAGCAACCACUUCAACCACAACUACUAAAACGAUUAAAACAAGUACGACUAGUACUACGAGUAGCACCACAACUAAAACAACUGUAAGAUCGACUGUUGACAUUAUUUCUACAUUACCAUCUAGCACUAAGACUAGUACUAUUACUACUACGUUACCUACAAGUAAAACAAGUACUAGUACAACAACUAGUAAAACUUUGUUGACUAGCACACCUACUAGUACAACUUCUACUACUACAAAGCAAUCAACCACUUUAGGAACCACGAGUACUAAAGCGUCUACUGUUACAACAACAGUAACUACAGCGGAAAGUGUGGUAACUACAACCAUAAGCUCGUUGGACUUGGCCAAAUUGUUUAAUAUAAAGGUAUUGACAUUAAGCAUAAAAAAAAUUUUUUUCUUCCCAAAAGGAAAAAGUGCCUAAAGUCCUGCCAGUUUAAAAGAAUUUAAAAAAAUAAAAAAUCCAAAUAUCGACUAUAAAGUAAAACUUACAGAGUAGUGACAGCCAAGUCACAAUGACAGCCAACAUGCAGGCUGGCAUGGAAAUUGUAGUUGCUGGGCUAAGCGAUGCUGAACGAAAUGCCAUUGCUUAUCAACUGCCUGAACUUAUCAGCGUUUGUACCAUCGGAGGACAACCUUGUGAUAUGGACAGGUAAGUUUUGGUCUUAUAUUCUAGUAACAGUAAAAAAAUAAUUUUUAGUAUUAUAAUAAGUUGUUCAAAUAAAUUUGUGCUUCCUCUCAAAGCAAAUUUUCGGGGUUAGGAAGCACAGAAUUAUUUGAACAGCCUAAUAACUAUAAAUAAAAAGCUCGCUCCAACAAAUGAUAAAAACUUAUAAAGUGAAGCAAGGAUAAGGUAACAAAACAAGUAUCAAAAUGCGCGUCCGGACAACUGGGCCGAUUCCAACUGGGCCGAUUUACCAACUGGGCCGAUUUGCCUUAUAGUAUGUCCGGGCUAUAUAUUUCUAGUAAUAUUGUAGUAAACUGAUCUUAAAUACCACAGUAACGUCGUAUUUACCUCAAAAUAUUUUUAUAUACCAUAGUAAACGAUGGUAUGUUGGCAAAGCAAUACUAAAUACUUGUAAAAUAUAAUAGUACCACAUAAUUUUGGUAACAUAUUACUAUGUUAAUGAAUUGUAAUGUACAUCUUUAUGAUUUUACUACGUUUGUAUACCAUGGUAAAUCAUGGUAUCUUGGUAAAAGUUGACUAAAACUUAAUAAAAUUUAAAAAGUUUCGCUAAAAUUAUUAACAUAAUACAUUUAUAAUAAUUUUUGACGUAAAUUCUAAUGAUUUUACUACGGAAUUUUAGCGAAACUUUUUGAAUUUUAUCAAGUUUUAGUCAACUUUUACCAAGAUACCAUGAUUUACCAUGGUAUACAAACGUAGUAAAAUCAUAAAGAUGUACAUUACAAUUCAUUAACAUAGUAAUAUGUUACCAAAAUUAUGUGGUACUAUUAUAUUUUACAAGUAUUUAGUAUUGCUUUGCCAACAUACCAUCGUUUACUAUGGUAUAUAAAAAUAUUUUGAGGUAAAUACGACGUUACUGUGGUAUUUAAGAUCAGUUUACUACAAUAUUACUAGAAAUAUAUAGCCCGGACAUACUAUAAGGCAAAUCGGCCCAGUUGGUAAAUCGGCCCAGUUGGAAUCGGCCUAGUUGUCCAAUUGGCCCAGUUAUCCGUGCGCCUUUUUUAUUUACUAUUAAACAUUUUUAGUGCUUUUACUUCAAAAAUUUGUUGUUUUUGUUCAUCAUGACCUAUUACAUUAUGGUAUUUAUUUCCAGAGACUUUUCCCAAGUGUUCGAUGUCGACUUCGGAUAUUGUUAUACCUUCAACUACAUUGAGCCCUCUGGCUUCUACAAUAUCUCUCAAGUUGGCGCUGAUUCGGGUCUUCGAAUAAUUGUGAUGGUGGAUGAGGAUGAAUACUUGGCAUCAACAGAAUAUCAAGGAGCAAAGAUCGACAUUCAUCCUCAAGAUACCUUCCCAUUUCCAAACCAAGAAGGAUACUUUGCUGCUCCUGGACAGGGAGUGAAUUAUGUUAUUCAGAGGGUGGGCUGAAUAAAAUUUUUGUUGAAAUUUAUUAAAAAACAAAUAAAAAAAAUUGAAAUUUUGAUUUUAAAAUUUGUUUGAGAUUUUGAUAAGUUUGAUAUUUCCAGAGCUACUACUCUCGCCUGACCCACCCAUAUGGUGAAUGUGAUACAGUAGACACUAUUAAAGCUAGAGGACAAUCGUUCUUGUACAAUGGUACUUAUAGUACUGAAGGAUGCUUGAGGUCUUGUUUUCAAGAGAAAGUUGUAGCAUCUUGUGAUUGCUACGAUGCCAGGUUUCCUCAGAUUAACGACACUGAUGUCUGUACUCCACUGAAUGCUACGAAAUGUAAUUUUCAAUAAUUUUAAUGUUUUAUACGUAUUAACCUUCAUUUUUAUAGUUUACUAUUCAAUAUAAUACUGAUUUUUAAAACUAAUAGUUGUUGUAUGGUGGUAUUAGGUAGUCCAGGAAUUAAUGAUCACUUUUGAUGGCUUAACUUUAAAAAACUCUUAGAAAUAAAGUUACAGCUUUAAAAUAUGUUUUCAGAUCAAUGUUACACUGAUUACAUAGCUGAAAAUGGUGAUUACAACUUUGUGACUUGUGACUGUUACGAUCCGUGUGAAAACAAUGCCUAUUCGGCUGAUUUAUCUCAAUUUAAUUGGCCUUAUGCCAACUUCUUCUACGAUGCUGAAUGUGGCAACUUCUCAACUCAUAAGGAAUGUCGGGAUUAUUAUAAGUAAAUAUCUUUCUUCUUGUAAUAGUUAUUGUACCAUAGGUGGCAACUGAUCUAGUAGGGUCUUGAAAUCAACGCUGGGACGUUUUUUGUGUUUGGUUUCUGAAUUUAUUAAUUUUAAAGUUUAAAAACUGAUUUAAGGUAGUUCGUGACCUAACUAUAGCGAAAAACUGGGUUUAUCUGAACCAAAGACUAAUGCUUUUAAUUGUCAUUUAUUUGCAGAAACAACACUAUUAUGAUUCAAGUCUACUACACAAAAUUUGGUUACGAAGGAGUUAUAGAAAGCCCUAAUGAAGACGUAAGGUCAUUCUUAGAAAAACACUUCAUAAAACUUAAAUUUUUUGUUUUUUAAACCUACUGUGGCAUUUUAAAAGUUUUUAAAUAACUAUUAAAUUUUUAUACAACUACUGUAAUAUUUUUUCAAAUUUUUACAUUUUCUCAUUAUAGUUGAUGGACGCCUUGAGUACAAUGUACGGAAACACCGGUUUAUGGAUAGGAUGGUGUAUAAUAACAAUUGGAGAAUUUAUUCUAGUAGUUCUCCAGUCAUUUACUUGGAUCUGUCGAACUAAAAACGAAAUACCCGAAGUGCCAAGUUGUCGUCGAAGGAACUACCCAGAAGACGAAGCUGAAGAAGAGCCAGAAGCUGAUGAUAACACUGAGAAUAGUAACUACUAUUUGAAUACGAAUUCGGCCGACAUGAGGAAUAUAAUUGGAUCGAAGAGGAAGGGGCUUAAGAACAGUGCUUUGAGCGGUGAGUACUGUAAUAUUGGGGUGUUUUAUGGUAUUUAUUGUCUCUCAAAUGAUAUAAAAGAUAUAUUGUGCUAUUAUACGAUGUAUAUAUCUAUUAACAGUCAGGUUAAUACUAUUUUUCGAAGUUUUUAAAAUUUAUAAGUGUGGUAUCUUAUAGAGCUUCGACAACGUCGUGCUCCAGAGCCAAAUCCUUAUAAUAGUCUGCACGACUCAUCGUAUCAUGAACCGGUUAAUGUUGUAUACCCAAGUGAUAUAACUCAUCCUACUUUUGAGUAG
This is a messenger RNA of Bursaphelenchus okinawaensis, 6576 nucleotides long. Lineage: Eukaryota; Metazoa; Nematoda; Chromadorea; Rhabditida; Aphelenchoididae. The record is from the annotation of a GenBank genome assembly.